This is a messenger RNA of Oenanthe melanoleuca, 4981 nucleotides long. It is a transcript of the gene GDF2, whose product is annotated as growth differentiation factor 2. The transcript is spliced from 2 exons. Gene Ontology annotation, biological process: BMP signaling pathway; SMAD protein signal transduction. The record is from RefSeq and is a predicted model, not a curated record. Gene Ontology annotation, molecular function: growth factor activity; cytokine activity. Bases 875 to 2161 code for a protein of 428 amino acids. Gene Ontology annotation, cellular component: extracellular region. NCBI's taxonomy places the organism in Eukaryota, Metazoa, Chordata, Aves, Passeriformes, Muscicapidae.
GACUUUUUACUUUCCUAGUUCUGUCUUCAUUUUGAGGUUGCUGAAAAAAUGACUGGUUGUUUUUGGACUGGAUUGACCAUCAUGAAUCUAUGAAAUAUAUUACAUAAGAUACUAUAAAAACAAGCCUAAAUUCCCAUACAUCAAAGUAAUCAAACUGAAAAUGGACAAGCCUGCAAACAACACAAAGCAAACUUGACACAAAACAGAUAUUUCACUGUGUACAAACAAUAGCCCUUGGCUGAUAAACGGAAAGAAGUUUUAAGGUUGUUUGCAAUGUCAUGAGAUCAUGUCUUGCAGAAUCACAGGUCUCCAUCAAACUAAUGGGCAUUUUUUGAUUGGAUGUGAAGGGAUUGUAUAAAAGAUUUGUGAGAUGUUAUUUGCUAAAAGCUAAUAGAGUGAUUUUGUUCUAGAUCUGUAUUUUCUAGUCUUGCUGAAAACAGUGUAAACUUCUGCGUCCCUAAGAAAGCUUCUCUCUGUGCUGGCAAGGAAAUGAUAGAAGAAUGUAAUUAAGCAAAGAUGACCCUGAAGAGAAAUGUGGAUUCUUUACAAUAUACAAUGUCCUUCCCACCAGCCACAUGUGUUUGUCAGAUGUUUACAAAAUCUUCAUUAACUAAGAGCUUUGCUAGAUAACAGAAGCUGAAGCAUGGCAUCAAUGACUCUGAUAAGGACAAGUGUACGACCAAUCUGCUUGACAACUGACAAGGGGCUGGGGUUUGAAGCAGACUGCAAAAAGAACACAAGAAAGUGAUUUGCAAAGGCAUUCCAGUUGUUUGCCUUACAUCUUCUUUCCUCUGUCUUUAUUGAAACAAGAGUGGCAACCAGCUAAAACACCCUUGUCCUCUUGUCUCUCCACCAGAAAGUAAAUCUAGAAGGAAUGCAUUGUUUUGGAGUAUUAGCUGCACUGUCUGUUUUCAACAUCAUUGCUUGUUUGACAAGAGGCAAGCCUUUGGAAGACUGGGACAGGCUAUCAGCUAUGGGAAAAUCUGAUGCACACUUUCAUGAUCCUGGGGAAGUAGAAGAUGAGACCCAUUUCAACUUUAAAUCUUUCUUGGAGAAUAUGAAGAUGGAUUUACUAAGGAGUUUGAAUUUGUCAAAAGUCCCCUCACAAGUGAAGACCAAAGAAGAACCACCACAGUUCAUGAUUGAUUUAUACAACAGAUAUGCUGCAGACAAGUCCUCCAUCCCUGCAUCCAAUAUUGUAAGGAGCUUCAGUACUGAAGAUGUUGUUUCUUUAGAUUCACCAGAAGAAAACCCACUUCAGAAACACAUUUUGUUCUUCAACAUCUCUAUUCCACAAUAUGAGGAAAUCACCAGAGCUGAACUGAGAAUUCAUAUCUCCUGUCACAGGGAAGUUGGGUCUCUCUCUAGGCUGGAAGGCAACAUGGUCAUUUAUGAUGUUCUAGAUGAUGGCCACUGGGAAAACCCAGAAAGUACCAAAUCUUCCCUUGUCUCCCACAACAUCCAGGAAUGUGGUUGGAAGAUGUUCGAAGUGUCCAGCGCUGUGAAAAGAUGGGUCAGGGCAGACAAACUGGAGACUAAAAAUAAGCUAGAGGUCGUUAUAGAGACUAAAGCUCUGAAUGGUUUUUUGUGUGGGAAGCUGGAUGUCAGUGUUACCCCUGACACUAAAAAUCUGCCCCUGUUAAUAGUGUUCUCCAAUGACCGCAGCAAUGGGACAAAAGAGACCAAAGUGGAGCUCCGUGAGAUGAUUGUUCAUGAACAAGAAAGUGUGCUCAAGAAACUAGGGAAGAACAACACUUCAUCUGAAGAGGAAGAGCAGGGAGAGGAAAAGGCCACCACUGGAUCCCACCUGCAUUCCUCCAGAAGCAAGCGAAGCGUUGGAGCCAACCACUGCAGGAGAACUUCCCUCCAUGUGAACUUUGAAGAGAUUGGCUGGGAUUCCUGGAUCAUUGCACCAAAAGAUUAUGAGGCUUUUGAGUGCAAAGGAGGUUGCUUCUUCCCUCUGACAGAUAACGUCACCCCAACUAAACAUGCUAUUGUCCAAACUCUGGUACAUCUCCAAAAUCCCAAAAAAGCCUCCAAGGCCUGUUGUGUUCCAACCAAACUGGAUGCAAUCUCCAUUCUUUAUAAGGAUGAUGCUGGUGUGCCCACUUUGAUAUAUAACUAUGAAGGCAUGAAAGUGGCAGAAUGUGGCUGCAGGUAGUAUACAAGGUAGAAUCUCUAAGGAUAGAACAUCCCCUUUUUCUGUCCUGUGUAAAUCUGUACAAUAGUGAUUGUAGAAGAAAUGAAGACCAUUACAAACAAGGUUUGGAGCAGGGUAUGGGACUGGUUGUUGUUGCCGCUUGUUUUGAGGGAAAUUUGGCAUUUAAAGAAUGGCAAUCAUUGUAAAUAGCCUGCAUUAUAUAUCAUGGCAAAGUGAAUACUAGAUUAAAAUAUUGUGAGAUUGAAUGAACUAUGCAUUAUCUGGUGACAGUGAUACAAUGUCAAUGCCUUAUUUCAAACUUUCUGUUUAAUCGACUGUAUUUAGGUCACAAACUAGAGGGUUUUCAGUGGGGGUUUAGGAUGUCCUUGAAAUGUUUAACAGCUCCUGAAAUCUAAUUCUCUCAGUCAACUCUGACAUUUUCAACUUUGCUAAAACUCAGUAAAUGGAAUGUUGUCUGCAUGAUAAAGUCAGGAAUCUAAACCCAGGAAGCCUUUUCUCAUAUCAGUAAUCUCAGAGGCUUUUACAGGCAAAUUAUUUGUUCCUGUAAGUGAAGAUUUGCAGUAUUCAAAACAGAAGACACUCUCACUUAUUUCAUUCCCAAGUUUCCUUCUGUGGGUAGCAGGUGCCUUAGUUUCAGCUUUCUUAUCCUUAAUGUCCCUAUUUUUACCCCUUUAUGGCACAUACUUGAAUGAUAAGAAGUGCAGCCUUCCGCUUCUAAGACGCUGUUUCCUAGGAGGAGCAGCAGCCCUUAUCACCGCACAAAGAUAAGGAGCCAUUUUGACCUACUGCAUAUUCUUAGUAUUUCUUUGCAAGAACAUGCAGGCAAGUGAUGUCCAGCCUUAGAAUCUGUAUCCUAAGAGCAGUGGGGGUUGGCAGAGCUCAGCACAUUUGAAAAUCCCAGGCUGAUUAUUUAGAGGCCUAAAUUUGUUGUUCAGAGUGGGCAUGAGGUUCUAAUUUUUUUAAAAUUUCUUCUUAGGAGAAAUUCUAUUUUACAUACAAAAUUCUUUCACCCCUUAGAAGUCUGGGAAAGAUUGAAAACUUCUAUCUGUAUCCUGUUACAUUGCUCUAUGAGAAAUACACUAUCAUACUGUCAUUCUGCUGACUUCAGUUGUAUUUUCACUAAACAAGGACUCCAUCUUUCCUGCAAAUAAAGUAAACUUCCUUUGAUGCUAAUGAAGGUUGUGCCUGUAAAAGGACAAACUGUCUUCCAUUGGUUGCAGGUGUCAGGUUUAAGUGCUGCACAACAUGACCAUAGUGCACCUCAUUUCUAUUCCUUCACCACCUUAAACACAUCUACCUGUGAACCCUUUUGAACAAAAUCCUUUAAAAACUAUGCAUCGGUUUAUAAAGGUGAAGAAUAUUGAUGAGGUAAAAAUCUAAACAGUACCCUAAUGUAUGGAAGCAACAGAAUUUAAAUUGAUACAUAUGUUUUGAAUUAAGACAGCCUGUGGGCAAGACGAAUUCAUUUGGCAUGAACAGGUCAGCUUGAAAUCCAAUACACAGUUUAUUUACUAUUGUUAACCUAAUACAGAGCAAAUAGCAGGUGAGUGUGAGCAGGGCAGUUAUAAUUCCAUCAAGAACUGCUGGUUAGAUCACAAACCAUGAGCACAAAGCACGAUUCACUAGAAUUCUUGAACUGAUUUAUAGUAUUUUUCUUUGAACUGGUCUGCAGUUGGAUCAGAUCUGAGAUCUGGGUCCAUGCAAACUCCAUACAUCCCUAGCUGCAUGCCAUUAACCUCUUAAGCUUCCCACAGCAGUAAUCAUUUUACCACUGGCUUCUGUCAUCUUACAGUCAUUGUCAUGUCUUCUGCCUGCCAGAGCCCCCUGUAUUCUCUCCCUAUUUUGCUCCUUUCUCCUAAGCUCCUGACAUUUUCCAAAACUUCUCUUAAAUGACAGAAAGAACCACACAUGCACUAGGUGUGAUCACAUUAGGAGACUUAUUCACCCUCAUGUCAAUGUAAUUGUAGCUAAGUGCCCUCCAGUCAUCUAAACACAAGGUCCUAGUUAUAUUUUGACUCCACUGAACACAGGACUUUGUCCAUAAUUAAAUGAACAAAUGGGGAAGGGAAAAAACCUACACAGAGAGAAAUUCUCAAGAAUUGGAGGUGGGGGGGCAGGGGGAGCUGUUACAUUCUGAAGUCAGACAUUGAUCUUUAUUUCCCUUAUUUGGAUAGCAAAAAUAAAUACCUCAAACCAUUUUUGGCUCGAAACCUUAGCUCCUAGCUAUGCUAUCAGAAUUCCAGAGAAGACCUACAGAUCCCAUCACAAAACUGGACUAGAAGUUGCUUUUGCAUUUCAAUGAAAAAAAUUGAUUGAGCUUCAAGCCAGCUUUAGCGAUCAUAUGCCCAUUAGCUUAACAUUUUAGUUGGCAUGGUAGUAAAAUGAAACAUGAAUCUUUCCCCAGGGUAAUGAACAAGGUCAAGAAGAAAUGAGAACCCAGUAGUGACUACAGCUGCUACUACCUUCAGCAUGGCUGAAGUGCGUGUCAAAUUGAUGUUUGGCUUUACAUUUAGCAGCUUGAUUUAUGCAGUUUUGCAUAUUUAAUUUUAAAUAAUUGCUUGAGAUCACUCAGGUUUCAAAUACUUUGGGAAUGCAACAAGUCAGCCAAGUGGUCAUGAUGGUCCUAGAGUCCACAGGCUGUGAAGAACAGGUAAGCAUCUUGCCCCUGCUUCAAGAUGGGCCUCACUGGACACUGAGAAACCCUUCUCUCAUCACUGGAUUGUAAAUGUUGAUCAGCAGCUUGCUGUUUAUGAGGAGCAGGUUGAGGCUGUCUAUGGCUCCGUGCUCCUCCCUGCCCAUCCCGCCCGGGCUGUCUAUGGC